Messenger RNA from Fraxinus pennsylvanica, 1773 nucleotides. The record is from the annotation of a GenBank genome assembly. NCBI's taxonomy places the organism in Eukaryota, Viridiplantae, Streptophyta, Magnoliopsida, Lamiales, Oleaceae.
AUGAUGGAUGCACUGCAAUCUGGUUCUAAUAUGGAUCCAGGUCAGGGCAAUGCUCUGAACUCCCUUCAACAAGUAGCUAUGGGCUCUCUACAAAAUCCUGCCAGUGGUCAACAACAGGUGAACAUGAACUCGAUAUCAUCUCAUAGUGGACUUUCAACAUUGCAGUCAAGCCAUAAUCCACUACAACCUACUUCAAAUAUACUUCCAAACCAGCAUGUAAAACAGGAGCAACUAAUGUUUCCAACGCAGCAGAAUAAACAACAAUUUCAGCAGCGGCAGCCGAUACAGCAGCAAUAUAUGCAAAGACAGCACUUAAUUCAGCAGCAGCAGCAAACAAAUCAGCAGCAAUCUGUGCAGUUCGCGGCACAUCAAAUGUUACAGCAUCAGAUGAAUGAGACAAAUGAAAUGAAGAUGAGGCAGCAGAUGGGUGUCAAAUCAGGAGUUCUUCAGCAACAUCAUUCCUCUGGCCAGCGUUCAUCAUAUCACCAACCACUGAAGCCUGGAACUCCAUUCUCUACUUCCUCACCACAAGUCCUUCAGGCAUCAUCCCCUCAGGUGCAUCUUUCCCCCCAAAUUGACCAGCAGAAUCUUCUGACGUCUCAUCCAAAGACUGGAACCCCCUUGCAAUCUGCAAACUCUCCAUUUGUUGUUCCAUCUCCAUCAACUUCCAUGACUCCAUCAAUCAUCCCAGGCGAGUCUGAUAAAAUGAACUCUGUUGUUGCAUCCCUGUCUAAUGCUGCAAAUCCUGGUCAUCAUCAAACAACUGGAGCAUCCAUACCAGCGCAAUCCCUUGCUAUUGGCACUCCUGGGAUAUCUGCCUCACCUUUACUUGCUGAAUUUACCAGUCCCGAUGGUACUCACGGUGUUGUAUCACCCAUGGUUUUGGGAAACUCAAAUGUUGUAGAACAACCACUUGAACGCUUAAUUAAAGUGGUGAAGUCUAUGUCACCUAAAGCAUUGAGUUCCUCGGUUAGUGACAUCAGCUCAGUAGUUAGUAUGAUUGAUAGAAUUGCUGGAUCUGCUCCAGGAAAUGGAUCAAGAGCAGCAGUGGGUGAAGAUUUGGUUGCGAUGACAAAGUGUCGGUUGCAGGCCAGAAACUUUUUCGCACAAGAUGGAUCGAGUGGUACAAAGAGAAUGAGACGUUAUACAAGUGCAAUGCCAUCAAAUGUUGUUUCGUCUACUGGAAGUGUAAAUGAUAGUUUCUAUCAGUUAAAUGGUAAUGAAUCUGAUGGAGAGUCCACUGGUGCAUCUAGCAUUAAAAGGCCUAGAAUUGAGGCUAACCAUGCACUUGAAGAAGAAUUACAGGAGAUAAAUGAAAGAUUGAUAGAUACAGUGGUAUAUAUUAGUGAUGAAGUUGUGGAUCCAACUGCAGUAGCUGCUACUGCCAAAGGUGGAGAUGGAACCAUCGUGAAGUGCUCUUUUAGCGCCGUGGCUCUUAGUCCAAACUUGAAAUCACAAUAUGCUUCGGCACAAAUGUCCCCAAUUCAACCUUUACGUUUACUUGUUCCCAACAACUAUCCAAAUUGCUCGCCAAUACUUUUGGACAAGUUUCCAGUUGAAGUCAGCAAAGAGUAUGAAGAUAUCUCCAUAAAGGCAAAAUCAAGAUUUAGCAUCUCUCUCCGAACCCUCUCACAACCCAUGUCACUCAGUGAGAUAGCAAGGACUUGGGAUAUUUGUGCUCGUGCUGUUAUUUCCGAGUAUGCACAGCAAAGUGGCGGAGGAAGUUUUAGCUCGAAAUAUGGGACCUGGGAGAACUGCUUGACUACUGCAUGA